AUGAUGGAUGAAAACUCGCAAAAGCCACUUGUGUCGUCUGACUCGUCUACACGAACUGAACUGACAUCUAGUCCUUUGGAAAUAAUUCCACCAAAUGGAAUAGAUGACGGACAUUUUUUGGACAAUUUACAACCACUUCAUAUCCGCACAUCGCCCAGUUCCGUACCGGUUAUUCCAGGUCCGCCAGAUAUUGUGAGUCGUGGUGCACGACCAUUGUAUCCGGCAUACACGAUGGAAGAUAGUUUAUCUGCUGAGGAGAUGGAAAUUCGUGCGUUGUGCGAGGAACGUUUGGAUAAUGUGAUUCGAAAAACCAGUACGACUGUGCCAACCUUUGUGAUAGACACCGAACCAUUCCCAGUAAUGCCACCAACCCCACCCAGAAUACCGCAACAAUCAGUGCUACAUCCUCGAUCCCCGGUAGCACCGCUGGUAUUGAUGCCUCCAUCACACGAAAGUCUUACAACAGAUCGUACGCGACGCCGCCUAAGCGGAAGUUUCAAGAAACCUGUUUGGUCUCCCGGUAUGGUUAGGCCAGCUACCAAUCUUGAUCUCGGUUCGUCCGAGGUUUAUGCCUGUGGGGGUUCAGGACCGUCAGGACCGUCAAACUCCAGUUCGGUGCUCCCGCAAAAACCGAGUCCCAUCGGAUCUGUGUACUCAAUAGAUCAAAGCUCACUGAAUCCCGUUCGCCUCAAUCCUAGCCUCGGUAGCAUAGGGUCGGAUGUGUUAUUGGGAACUACGGAUUCUCGGCUAGUCAAUCCCACAGUCCCACAGACAACGGAAGUGGUGAGGCUUGCGCCUGGGGAACAGGACGUUUGGUCCGUCGGUUCGGUCAAUGCACCGAAUGAGAAAAACUGGAUCGGACGGCCUUCAUUAUUACCGCAAUCGCAGAGUCGAACUGCCUUUGCCAUCGGUACUCCGGUUGUUGCACCUAUCGAUUUGACUAACGUGGCUUAUUACGGGCCCGUACCACGCAUUGUUGGGGUUGGUGGUGAUGGUGGUAUUGGCGGGGCGAACUCCGAAAGCUCCGUCCGAAUACCACUGUCAAGUGGAAGUUCCACAACUGAUGAUAGUGCGUCGUUGAACCCUGUUCUGUUCGGCGGGUUACGCAGUUCCGAUCAAUACGGACCACGGAUAGUCUCACCGAGUCCAAGAGUGGUUGAUCUGAGUGGGGAAGAACACUUGGUGUCAGAUCCCACGAGCCAGGAUCAUUUGCGUCGUGUGGGACCGAAACAGAAAUCCGUGCGAUGGGCUCGUCGACCAUCGGAAUCACCGAGCCCGGCAAUGUUGACGGUGAGUCGUUUAACGUAUUUAGUUGUUAUGUUCAUGAGUGUUUCACCUAUGUUCAUGAAUGGACUACCCACUCACUUAUCGCUCUGA
This is a messenger RNA of Echinostoma caproni, 1377 nucleotides long. The record is from the annotation of a GenBank genome assembly. NCBI's taxonomy places the organism in Eukaryota, Metazoa, Platyhelminthes, Trematoda, Plagiorchiida, Echinostomatidae.